AUGGAAACCAACAGGACACAGAAUGGAAUUCAACUCUUGUUGGCUGCAGAACAAGAAGCUCAGCACAUUGUCAACACUGCCAGAGCUGCAAAAAUGGCUAGACUGAAACAAGCGAAAGAAGAAGCUGAGAAGGAGAUCGCCGCCAUUCGUGCUCAAAUGGAAGCUGAGUUCCAGAGAAAGGUCGCAGAGAGUAGUGGAGACUCGGGUGCUAAUGUGAAGCGUCUUGAACAAGAAACGGAAGCAAAGAUCCAUAAUCUGAAAGCAGAGGCUGAACGAAUUUCCCAUGAUGUUGUCCAGAUGCUUCUGAAGCACGUGACAAGUGUAAGAAACUAA
This is a messenger RNA of Ilex paraguariensis (yerba mate), 333 nucleotides long. Lineage: Eukaryota; Viridiplantae; Streptophyta; Magnoliopsida; Aquifoliales; Aquifoliaceae. The record is from the annotation of a GenBank genome assembly.